GGCGGCGGCAUGGAGGGGUCGUCGUCGUCGUCGUCGGGGUCGUCGUCGGGGUCGCUGGAGGCGCUGGUGGAGCGCGCGGGGGGCCGGCAGCGGCUGCUGCUGGUGGCCGAGCGGCGGGCCGGGGAGCCGCCGGCGCGGGCGCUGCUGGAGAGCUUCGCGCGGGACCUCUUCGGCGAGGAGGAGCCGGCGGCGGCGGCGGCGGCGGCGGGGGGCGAGGCGGGCAAGGGACGGGGGGCCGGGCGGCGGGCCGGGCGUGGGUGGCCGUGGUGCCCGCUGGCCUUCGUGCUGGUCCGGCCGGGCUGGCUGGGGCGGCGGCGGGCGCUGGGCGAGCUGGUGCGCGACGUGCGCGGGCAGCUGGCUCCCUCGGCCGGCCUGGUGGGCGUGCUGCUGCCGCCGCCGCUGCCGCCCGAGGCGGAGGAGGGGGCGCCGGAGGCCGAGCGGGAAGCGGCGCGGCUGCGGCUGGAGGGGCUGCUGCGGCGCGCCUGCGCCCCCCGCCGGCCGGGCGAGCACGAGGCGCUCCAGGCGGCGCACUACAGCCCCGGCAGCCCGCAAGGCGCAGCCCCCGUCCGCGCCGCCGCCCUGCGAGCCCUCCGCGCCGCCCUCCAGCUGCGAGCAGACGACCUGGAAACUGAGAAGCGGAGGCUCCCCACCUUCCUGCGGUGCUUCCCCUGGGGCGGAAGCAGCCAGAAGACGGCAGGCUGUUUGGACAAACCCGCAGACACUUCUAGGGACGAUGGCCUCCAAGAGAUGGAAGAGGGGGUUGCUUUGACCAACUUGGUACCAAAUGGGAAUUGUGAAGAAAUCUGUGGAGGGGCAGGAACUUAACACUGGGGAGAGGAUGACAGCUGGAUUGGACUGAGGAACCACACAACAAAAAGAAAAUGGAUCCGAACGAGGGAUCUUCUCAAUAUGAUCUUUGGAGAAGGCAUCUAGGAGUCCACCUGUCGUGUCUUUGAAGGUUUUUGCCUGGUCUGGAGGGCUCUUUCGUGUUGGCCCCGUUUCCAUGCCAGGCCUAGAAGAAGCCGCCUGUGAUCUCAGUCCAACAGCAUUGAGGAUUGCGCUGGACACACGUGGAGAGCCAACAGGUACACGGCACAAGCUGUGUAUCGUUUGACAGAUGUGAGAGGCCUUGUGCCUCAGUGGGUGAACAUUUCCUCGUACUGUGUCCGUGGUGUCUUUUACUUAGCGUUGCGAUUGUCUGAUCGGCAUCUUCUGAAAUCACUCUCCAAUGUGAAGAUCACUGCUCAGUAGAGAGCAGAGUGAAGAGAGAAAGUUUGACGUUCAAUUGGAAAUAAACUUUUUAACCUCUUUAGAA
This is a messenger RNA of Sphaerodactylus townsendi, 1315 nucleotides long. It is a transcript of the gene LG12H2orf72, whose product is annotated as linkage group 12 C2orf72 homolog. Lineage: Eukaryota; Metazoa; Chordata; Lepidosauria; Squamata; Sphaerodactylidae. Bases 10 to 825 code for a protein of 271 amino acids. The transcript has 3 exons. The record is from RefSeq and is a predicted model, not a curated record.